GUUUUUAUACUCAAGAUGGACAGCUCCUCAGUGUGUGAUGAGAAUUCAGAGAUGGAUUACCCUCCUUCCUCAGAAGACCAGAUUGAGAGAUCAAAUACAGACACCGGAUACUCCACUCCUGGUGGGCAUUCGCUCGACUAUAGCCGUACAAUCUCUGAAGUCUCAAGCUACUCAGAGCCAAGCAUUUUGGAUGAGCCCCUUGGCCUUCCUUUUGGAUUGCCAAUUUCUAAGCUAGUGGGGCGAGCUUCACCAGUUAUAACCAAACUCAGGAUGAAACAACAUGUUGAUUUGCUCGAUGAGAAACUUGGCAAUAAUGAUGUGGCAAAUUCAGAGCUGGAAAUGAUGAAGGAGAAAUUCUCGAAGCUUUUGCUGGGCGAAGACAUGUCAGGAAGUGGGAAGGGUGUUUGCUCAGCUGUUGCACUCUCAAAUGCCAUUACAAACCUCUAUGCUACUGUGUUUGGCCACUGUCACAAAUUGGAGCCUCUACCACCUGAAAAGAAGCACAUGUGGAGGAGAGAUAUGGAUUGCCUUCUAUCUGUCUGUGAUUACAUAGUUGAAUUCUUCCCUUCUUUCCAGAAUUUGCCAGAUGGGACUGCUCUAGAGGUGAUGGCAAGCAGGCCAAGAUCAGAUAUUUACAUCAAUCUUCCUGCUCUCGAAAAGCUGGAUACUAUGUUGCUUGAAAUAUUGGACAGCUUCCAGAACACAGAAUUCUGGUACAUUGAUGAUGGCAAGCAAUCAUCAAUUGCCUGUACCUCAAGGUCAUUCCGACAGGUGAUUCAUCGGAACGAUGAAAAAUGGUGGCUACCUAUCCCAUGUGUUCCUGUUUCUGGCCUCCCCGAGAGAUUACGGAAGGAGCUGCAGCAUAAACGUGAAUGUGCAAAUCAGAUUCACAAAGCAGCCAUGGCAAUCAACAGUGCUAUUCUUGCUGAAAUGGAGGUCCCAGAAUCAUACCUUGCAGCACUCCCAAAGAGUGGGCGUGCAAGCGUAGGAGAUUCCAUCUAUCACCACAUGUCCACUGCAAACAAGUUCUCCCCUGACUAUCUUCUAGAUGGUCUUGAUAUAACUUCAGAGCAUGAAGCACUUGAGAUCACCGACAGUGUGGAAGCUGCAAUCUAUGUGUGGCAGCGCAAAGCAAGCAUGAGCAAUUCAAAAUCUUCAUGGGAUAUGGUCAAGGACCUAAUGGCUGAUGGAGACAAAUAUCACAUGCUUGUGAGUAGAGCCGAGAGUCUCUUGCUUUGUCUGAAGCAAAGAUACCCAGAAUUGUCACAAACAACUCUAGAUACAAGCAAAAUCCAGUUCAAUAAGGAUGUUGGACAAGCAAUCCUAGAGAGCUACUCAAGAGUGCUGGAAGGUUUGGCAUUUAACAUUGUUGCAUGGAUUGAUGAUGUUCUUUUUGUAGAUGGAUUUGUUAAGAGGCGAUGAUCAGUUCACUCCAAUCUACAAGUCACAAUGAGGGUUGCAGACAGAAUUCUCAUCAUGUCAUUCUAACAAAUGUUGCCUUAAAACAAACUAACCAGAGAAAGCAAAUCAUUUUGUUGACCUAGAACAUUGUAAUUUCUAUCAGUAGAGUCAUUAGCUGUCAGAUUGAAGAAAUUUGAGAAAACAGAUUUAUUCCUGAAUGCUCCAUGGAUUGGCAGUCUGCUGCAUCGAGCAAGAUGAGAAAGAAAAUUGCUCUACACUGUGUUGAUAAAAUGUGAACCAGAUGCCAAGAUGGUGAAGACAAGAAGAAAAUGUAAUACUAAAUUCAGGUUCUUGACUUGAAGUAAGAACUUUUAAAUGAUUUCAUGUAAUAGUAGCUACAUAUAUUUGCUAAAUGUCUCCUUUAUAGCAUGGAUUCAGCUA
Messenger RNA from Elaeis guineensis (African oil palm), 1842 nucleotides. Its product is annotated as rop guanine nucleotide exchange factor 2. The record is from RefSeq and is a predicted model, not a curated record. NCBI's taxonomy places the organism in Eukaryota, Viridiplantae, Streptophyta, Magnoliopsida, Arecales, Arecaceae. Gene Ontology annotation, molecular function: guanyl-nucleotide exchange factor activity.